Molecule: messenger RNA, 414 nt
Organism: Monoraphidium neglectum
Lineage: Eukaryota; Viridiplantae; Chlorophyta; Chlorophyceae; Sphaeropleales; Selenastraceae
Exons: 4
Coding region: 1-414 (137 amino acids)
Source: RefSeq, a predicted model, not a curated record
AUGGCGCACUGCAGCCGCGUCAUCGUGCACGGCGUGCACCACGUGGCCCUGAUCUGCGCCGAUCUGGAGGCGUCCAUGGCGUUCUACCACGGAGUGCUCGGCCUGGAGAUCAACCCCGACCGGCCCCACAGCAAGCUGCCCUACCGCGGCGCGUGGCUGUGGAUCGGCCCCGAGAUGAUACACCUCAUGGAGCUGCCCAACCCGGACCCCGCUGACGCCGCCACGCGGCCCCAGCACGGCGGCCGCGACCGCCACUUCUGCAUCGCCGUCGCGGACGUCGGGCCGCUCACCGCCAAGCUCGACGCCGCCGGCGUGCCCUACACGCGCUCCGCAUCGGGGCGCCCCGCCAUCUUCUUCAGGGACCCCGACGCCAACGUGAUAGAGUGCGUGGAGGGAGUGGAGCCCUGGCGCUGA